AUGCCUGCUGCGCUGAAGUCAUCCCUGGAUGGGAGCAUGACUGACUCAGGGGAGUUGGAGCAGACGGCACCUACCUGCUUCGGAAAGGUCCCCCGUGACCUUCUCCGAAACUUUCCUCAUACUAAACGUGUGGGUAGCUACCUUGUGGGCAAAAUGAUCAACAAGGGCUCAUUCGCCAAGGUUAUGAUGGGCAUGCACAUCAGCACAGGGGAGAAGGUGGCUAUCAAGGUGAUAGAUAAGAAGAAGGCUCGUCAGGAUUCAUACGUUUUAAAGAACAUGAAGCGCGAACCGAGGAUUCACCAGCUGAUCCGGCACCCGAACAUCGUCUUGCUCUUGGAGACGCUGGAGACUGAGAACUGCUACUACAUGGCUAUGGAGCUGUGCGGUGGAGGAGAUCUGAUGGACCGCAUCUGUGACCGUAAGAGGCUGGAGGAGAGAGAGGUGCGCAGAUACACCCGCCAGAUACUGUCUGCAGUGGAACACCUGCACAAACACGGGAUAGUUCAUAGGGAUCUUAAGAUUGAGAACUUCCUACUAGACGAGCACAACAACAUUAAGAUCGUUGAUUUUGGUUUGAGUAACACCUAUAAGUCAGAUUCCCUCUCUUUGGAUCUGCUAAACACUCAGUGUGGAAGUCCGGCUUAUGCUGCACCUGAAUUAUUGGCCCAUAGGAAAUACGGCCCUAAAGUGGAUGUGUGGUCUGUGGGUGUCAGUAUGUUUGCCAUGUUGACGGGCACAUUGCCAUUUACUGUAGAGCCCUUCAACAUCAAGCAACUUCAUCAGAGAAUGGUGAAUGGAGAAAUCAGUGCUAUACCAUCAGACAUCAGCAAAGAUUAA
Messenger RNA from Paramisgurnus dabryanus, 837 nucleotides. The record is from RefSeq and is a predicted model, not a curated record. Lineage: Eukaryota; Metazoa; Chordata; Actinopteri; Cypriniformes; Cobitidae.